AUGGGGAAGCGCCCGUUCGUCUGCUCAGCCUGCGGCAAGGACUUCCCCAACCUCAAGGGCCUCAACCGCCAUGACCGCGUCCAUGGCGACCAGUGUCCGCAGUGCAGCAAGACCUUUGUCUACCGCUUCGGCCUGACUAAGCACGAGCAGAUGGUCCACAGCGGCGUGCGCCCGUUCAUCUGCCCGAUCUCUGGCAAACGCUUCGCCAUUCGGCGCGACAUGGAGACGCAUCUCUGUGUUCACACUGGAGAGAAACCAUUUGCCUGCUCCCUCUGUGUGAAGCGGUUCAAGAGGCGUGUGGAGCUGAAUGUUCACCUGAGGUGGCACAACGGGGAGAAGAGACACUGGUGCUCGUACUGCGGGAAGGGCUUUCUGGAUUACAAUAAUCUGAAGAGGCACAAACUGGUCCACACUGGGGAGAAACCUCACACCUGCUCUGAGUGUGGCAAGCACUUCAAACAGACUGGCCAUCUGAAGAAACACCUGAAGACAAUACACAAAGACAGAUAG
Molecule: messenger RNA, 510 nt
Organism: Oncorhynchus mykiss (rainbow trout)
Lineage: Eukaryota; Metazoa; Chordata; Actinopteri; Salmoniformes; Salmonidae
Source: RefSeq, a predicted model, not a curated record